Messenger RNA from Cricetulus griseus (Chinese hamster), 642 nucleotides. The record is from RefSeq and is a predicted model, not a curated record. NCBI's taxonomy places the organism in Eukaryota, Metazoa, Chordata, Mammalia, Rodentia, Cricetidae.
AUGGACGUGUCAUGGGCUACGCAAGAGAGUGAGGCAGUGGCGGAGAAGGUGCUCCGGUACCGGCGGGACGAGUCAGGCUGGAAAAAGUGCCGGGAAGGCAAUGGAGUUUCAGUUUCCUGGAGGCCAUCUGAGGAGUUUCCAGGGCAUCUGUACCGAGGGGAAGGCAUUCUGUGUGGGACACCAGAAGAGGUGUGGGAUUGCAUAAAGCCAGUUGCUGGAGGCCUCCGGGAGAAGUGGGAUGACAAUGUGACCAGUUUUGAAAUUGUUCAAAGCAUCACGGAUGUGCUGUGUGUGAGCAGAACCUCCACACCCUCAGCUGCCAUGAAGCUGAUUUCUCCCAGGGACUUUGUGGACUUGGUGUUGGUGAAGAAAUAUGAGGAUGGCACCAUCAGUUCCAAUGCUACCCACGUGGAACAUCCAUUGUGUCCUCCAAAGCCAGGUUUUGUGCGAGGAUUUAACCAUCCAUGUGGGUGCUUCUGUGAACCUCUGCCAGGGGAGCCUAACAAAACCAAGCUGGUCACAUUCUUCCAGACAGACCUGAGUGGCUACCUCCCUCAGAGUGUGGUAGACUCCUUCUUCCCUCGCAGCAUGGCUGAGUUCUACCCCAACCUUCAGAAGGCAGUGAGGAAGUUCCAUCACUGA